UAAGGGCCCCCCCCAGCAGAGGGCAGCAUCAGACGUCCCUCACCUCCUCCUGAGUCUCCGUCCUCCCCUCUCCUGAGUCCUCUCUGCUGACACUAUGGGCUGCUGUGGUUGUGGUGGCUGCGGUGGUGGCUGUGGCUGUGGUGGCUGCGGUGGUGGCUGUGGCUGUGGUGGCUGCGGUGGUGGCUGUGGCGGCUGUGACAGCUGCACUUCGUACAGGUGCUACCGGGGAGGCUCCUGCUGCGGCUGCUGUGGGGGCUGCUGCGGGAGCUGCUGCAACACCCCCGUGGUCUGCUGCUACCGCCGCACGUGCCGCCGCCACUCGUGUGACUGCGGCUGCGGCUGCGGGAAGGGCUGCUGUCAGCAGAAGUGCUGCUGUCAGCAGAGGUGCUGCAAGAGGCAGUGCUGCCACUAGGGGGCGGCUUCCACUUCUGAGAAGAUGCUGCAGGGAGCUGCCUCCUUGGUAAGAUUUUCUUUCUUUCUGCCAGCCCUCCCUGAUUUGAGUGUCACAAGGGUGACAUGAGACUGGUUCUCAGGCUGAGGGGUUUGAUCCUCUGGUCCGUGAGAUCUUCCCUCCAAAUGAAAAACAACAACACAAUUCUUUUCCAUCCAUCACCAAAUUAUGGGCCCAACAAGGUGGAGUGAUGAUUUUCAAUGUUAUAUUUUCUUGAUAUUUUACUUUUGAAAUGCUUAUUUCCAUUUCUCCCCCCCCCCCUUCCUGUGGCUUCUCCAUCCUGUAUCUCUGUACUGCUUUCUGAUUCUGUAAACCAAUUCUUUCCUAAUAAACCACACAAAAUUGGCA
Messenger RNA from Camelus dromedarius (Arabian camel), 799 nucleotides. Its product is annotated as small cysteine and glycine repeat-containing protein 6-like. NCBI's taxonomy places the organism in Eukaryota, Metazoa, Chordata, Mammalia, Artiodactyla, Camelidae. The coding region runs from base 95 to 412 and encodes 105 amino acids. The transcript has a single exon. The record is from RefSeq and is a predicted model, not a curated record.